GUUAAUCAGGGAUUGGGGGCAGGCUCUUGGAUCGUUAACUGUUUCUGAAUGGCUGUUGGAGAAGAGCCGGUGGUUCGGAUUGGGUGGAUCGGGAGGGGUGCGGCUGGGCUCAGGGCUCGGGCAGAGCAGGCAAUAGCCCUGAAGAGGAUGCCUUCUACCGCACGCUGGACCAGAAGCCUUCUAGUCUCUGUUGGGAGGCCUCGGGGGACGGGGAGCUCACCACCGUUCUCUACGCUAGAUCAGUAUCCACGGGCUUGAUUCUGUCCUCGCUCUAGGCCAAUGAGGCGGAUUACGAGAGCCCCGCCACAGCCCCUUUUACGGACCGGUAAACUGAGGCUUCGAGAGGCUGGCGACGUGCCUCAGUUUCCCCCUCCGCCCCACGGCGGCGCGGGAGACUGGAGGCGAGGCUUGGGCCACGCGCUCGAACCCGUUUCCGAGUCCUGCAGUGCGGGCCAGCGGGCGCCCCCGCUGGAACCCAGCCCGGUCACCCAGGAGACGCGUUCUUGGCUGCCAUGGGAACCCGAGUGUUUGUAGGUCGCAGUCCUGGUGCGGCGGAGACCGGGGGCAGCUCCCGACAGUGCGCUCUCCAGCGCGCCGGGAUAAGGCUUGGUCUACGUACCACAAUUUCUUUGCUCUUGGAUGCCGGAUUCUGCUCAUUUUCCCGAGGACACCGAGGACCCACUUACUGCAGUCAUUUAGGGAUCCAGGAAAGCCACCAUGGCCAAAUUGCUACAAGCCCCCCCCAAAUUCCUGCUGCCCGAGUGGCACAUCGCCAACAAGAACCAGUACAACAGCGCUGAAUCUCAGCGCUCAAGGUCUGAGCGCCUAGUGGCUGAGAGCCAGAGGCUGGUAGAUGAAAUCGAGAAGACCACCCAGAGAACCCAGAGAGAUGUCAACAAGAAGAUCGAGCAGAGACUUGAUGAAAUAAAGUUCUGGAAGAAGGAAUUGGGUGACAAACUUGAUCAGCUCGUAAAGGAGACUGAAGUGCUGUUCACAUUUAAGACGAGAUUAGAGAAGGCCCUGGAGAGCUGCCAAGAGCCCUUGUAUAUUGCCCAGAAGUGUCAGAUGUUUAGGGAACAACGUGUUGGGAUUGACCUAGUGCAUGAUGAGGCGGAGCUUGAGCUGAUCAAGGAGGUGGAGGUCUUGCAGGGGGUCAUAUCCCUGCUCCAGCGCACACUGGAAGAGACCUCGGAGCAGCUCAGGUUGAACCGAGCUGCUAAGUACAACCUGGAGAAGGAUCUCAAGGACAAAUUCGUUGCUCUCACCAUCGAGGAUUUCUGUUCCUCUCUCACCAACAAUAACCCUGACAUCUGCUAUGCUGAUAAUGUCAUCCGAAUCGAGCCCAACUCUGUGAGCAUUGAUGAUUGGGUGGAUUUCUCCAAUGUUAAUGUGGAGAAGGCAGAUAAACAGAGGAACAACACACUAGCGCUGGAGGCCUUGAUUGACAGAAUUCUGUCCCAGACGGCCAGUGACCUGCGCAAACAGUUUGAGACUGUGAACCUCACCUUCCAAAGCCGGAUCAAAGAAACAAAGGAUGCCAAGGACAAAUUGACCAUGCACCUGGUCAAGGUGAUGGAUGAAAUCACCUCCCAGGAAAAGAACAUUGAAGUUUUAAAUAAAGCCAUCCUUGACAAAGAGGGCCCUGCCAAAGUGGCCCAGACACGCCUGGAGUCUCGGAGCCAUCGGCCCAACGUGGAACUGUGCCGGGAUCCGGCGCAGUACCGGCUGAUAAAGGAGUUGCAUGAGAUCACCAGCAAUGUGGAGAGGCUCAAGGCCACCUUGGCCCAGGCCGAGGCUGAGCUGAAAGGACUGAGUCGCAGACAGCUCGCCCUGCAGGAGGAGAUCCAGGUCAAGGAGAACACACUCUACAUUGACGAGGUCCUCUGCUUGCAAAUGAGGAAAAGCAUCCAGCACCACAACUUCUGAGCCCAUUGCUGGUGGCUCCCCGGGGCUCCUGCCGCCAAGGGUUUGGGUAGCCAUAGAUUUCUGAUUUUCAAUAAACAACUCCAUUAAACCAGG
Dromiciops gliroides (monito del monte) is the source of this 2019-nucleotide messenger RNA. RefSeq names its product tektin 1 (gene TEKT1). Gene Ontology annotation, biological process: cilium assembly; cilium movement involved in cell motility. The record is from RefSeq and is a predicted model, not a curated record. The transcript has 9 exons. Lineage: Eukaryota; Metazoa; Chordata; Mammalia; Microbiotheria; Microbiotheriidae. Bases 718 to 1926 code for a protein of 402 amino acids. Gene Ontology annotation, cellular component: microtubule cytoskeleton; nucleus.